AUGUCCGAGCGAAAGGUCUUGACCAAAUACUACCCUCCCGACUUUGACCCGUCGGCGAUCGGGCGCACCCCGAAGCAUCUACGCCAAAAGGGUCCCAAGGUCAUCACAGUCCGACUAAUGGCCCCGUUUCCCAUGAAAUGUACCAACUGCGGCGAAUACAUAUAUCGUGGGCGCAAGUUCAACGCUCGAAAGCAGACUCUCGAAGAGAAAUAUCUCAACAUCCCAAUCUAUCGAUUCUUCAUUCGCUGCACAAGAUGCAGUGGUGAGAUCACCUUCCGUACAGAUCCAAAGAACAUGGACUAUGAGUGUGAGAAAGGUGCCAAGCGAAACUUUGAGCCGUGGCGAGAUGCCAAGUCUGGGAAAUACAAUGAAACCGAAGAGGAAACGCUCGAUCGACUCGAGCGCGAAGAAAAUGAGCAAGAGGAGCAGAUGGAACGGGAUAAGAUGGUUGAGCUAGAGGAGAAGAUGCAAGAUUCGAAGCGAGAGAUGGCUAUUGCAGAUGCGCUCGAUGAGAUUCGGACGAGGAACGCGCGCAUUGCACGAAAUGAAGGAUUGGAGGACGAGGUUGCUUUAGAUCUUAUCCACAACGAGGUGGACGAGGCAAAGUUGCGGGAAGAGCAGGAGGACGAGGAGGCCGCGAAGAGGGCUUUCAUGACUGCUUCCGGCGAGAGAAUCAAGCGUGUUGUGGAUGAGGAGGAGCCGCCUGUACCGGGUCCCUCUCAAACAAAGACUGCCCAGGCUCAGAUGCCGCCGCCAUCGACGUCUUUUGCCCGAGUCAAAAAGCCGAAGAAGGGCGGUGUCUCCAUUUUGGGCAUCAAGAAGAAGCCAUCCCUGGUUUAA
Molecule: messenger RNA, 840 nt
Organism: Penicillium cataractarum
Lineage: Eukaryota; Fungi; Ascomycota; Eurotiomycetes; Eurotiales; Aspergillaceae
Product: Saf4/Yju2 family protein
Exons: 2
Coding region: 1-840 (279 amino acids)
Biological process (GO): mRNA splicing, via spliceosome
Cellular component (GO): U2-type catalytic step 1 spliceosome
Source: RefSeq, a predicted model, not a curated record